Racocetra persica is the source of this 675-nucleotide messenger RNA. The record is from the annotation of a GenBank genome assembly. Lineage: Eukaryota; Fungi; Glomeromycota; Glomeromycetes; Diversisporales; Gigasporaceae.
AUGACCAACUUACUUGUUAAAUUAUCGCUUUUCUUCCUCGUAAUAACCAUACCAUUCUAUGUAUCAGCCUAUCCGACUGGAGCUGGUACAUGUAAUGUUGACGAAAUGGCUACUAAAGGUCAUGGACCAUCUAAGAUUCAAGGUUUCGGAGGUUAUUCCAUUUCUACCUCUAAGCAAGGACAGUCAUUAAAUAUAAAAAUCUCAGGUCCGAGCAGUUCGACAAGUGUUAAGGGAGUUCUUAUUUACACAAUAGAUUCGAAUGGUAAGGAUACUGGAUCAUUUACAAUUCCGACUGGAUACAAAAAUUGUCAAGGACAAAAUACGUUGACGCAUACAAAUGCUAAUUCAAAAUCCUUGCCGCUUACAUAUACCUGGACACCUUCUGGAACUUCUGGAAAUGUAACCGUUCGUGGUAUUGUUGUCCAGGACUUUUCAAAUUGGGUUAAAUUACAGGAAAUUAACUUUGAUUCAUCAAGCGGAACCUUUAGUAGCAGUAAUAAUACUAACUUUCAAUCCGGAUCCGGAUCUGAUUCUGGAGUGGGAAGUUGGUUUAAAAAUUAUUUAUUGUUCAUCAUUUUGAUGAUUAUUACUGUCAUAUUAUACAUAGUUGGUAGUGUCACCGAAACUAUGUUGAAAAACCAACGUUCUAAAGCAAAAAUUUAUAGGAAUAAUUAA